AUGUUUGACGAAAAGUAUGCCGCAGACGGCAAGGUCGAUGGACUACCCGAAAAAGACCUGGAGAAAAAAUUGGACGCGAAGCAAUUGGAGCCCUUUGGAAAUGAGGAAACAGCCGAGAUCAAGUAUCGGACUAUGAAAUGGUGGCACUGUGGAAUGCUCAUGAUCGCAGAGAAUGUCUCUGUCGGAAUUCUGUCUUUGCCAUCCGCAGUGGCUACCCUCGGAAUGGUUCCCGCUGCUAUCAUGAUUCUGUUUGUCUCUGCUCUUUCAUGGUAUACCGGCUAUGUCAUUGGCCAAUUCAAACUUCGUCAUCCCGAGGUUCACAGCAUGGGAGAUGCCGGCGAGAUCUUGAUGGGUCCCUUCGGCCGUGAGUUGCUAGGUCUUGGCCAGCUGCUGCUGUUGAUCUUCCUCAUGGCGAGCAACAUUUUGAUGUUUAACAUCCUGAUGAAUGUAUUGACCGAUCACGGUACCUGCACGUUGGUGUUUGGUGUCGUUGGACUGAUCAUCUGCUUUUUGGGCGCCUUGCCUCGCACUAUGGACAAAGUCUACUGGAUGUCCGUCAUUUCAUUCUUGAGUGUCUUUGUUGCGACAGUGUUGACCAUGAUCACCGUGGGAGUCGAGAGCAAAGGACAUAUCAAGAACGAAGCCACCACGGAUGUCAGCUUCCGCGAGGGCUUUUUGGCAGUGACAAACAUCAUUUUCGCUUAUCUCGCCCACGUUGCGUACUUUGGCUUCAUGUCCGAGACAGAAGACCCACGCACAUUCAACAAGUCACUCGCCAUGCUUCAAAUUGUCGAUACCGUCCUGUACCUUGUUAGUGCACUGCUCAUCUACCAUUAUGUGGGACCGGAAACAGCCACCAGCCCCGGUGUCAAAUCGCCUGCCAUUCUCUCCCUGAGCCCGUUGAUGGGCAAGAUUGCCUGGGGUCUUUCAAUUCCGACAACUAUUCUUUCUGGAGUUGUCUUGGGUCACGUCGCGUGCAAAUAUAUCUACGUGCGUAUGUUCCGUGGAUCCGACAAGAUGCACAGCCGAAGCUUCCUGUCGAUUGGAUCCUGGGUCGCUAUCUGUCUCGCAGUCUGGGUUGUUGCCUGGAUCGUGGCCGAGUCUAUUCCCGUAUUCAAUGACCUGCUGAGUCUGAUUAGUGCGGUCUUUGGAAGUUGGUUCAGCUUCGGACUCCCUGCGAUCUUUUGGUUCUAUAUGAACAAAGGCCGUUACUUCCAGAACUGGAAGAAGACUGUUUUGACGAUUACCAAUGUUUUGGUCUUGGCUAUUGCCUUUGCUAUUUGUGGGUUGGGAUUGUGGGUGUCAGGAGUCGCAAUUCACGAAGACUCCGUUUCCAGAAGUUGGUCUUGUGACAAUAAUGCGUGA
This is a messenger RNA of Penicillium samsonianum, 1365 nucleotides long. RefSeq lists its product as uncharacterized. Gene Ontology annotation, molecular function: amino acid transmembrane transporter activity. Gene Ontology annotation, biological process: amino acid transmembrane transport. Lineage: Eukaryota; Fungi; Ascomycota; Eurotiomycetes; Eurotiales; Aspergillaceae. The record is from RefSeq and is a predicted model, not a curated record. Bases 1 to 1365 code for a protein of 454 amino acids. The transcript is spliced from 10 exons. Gene Ontology annotation, cellular component: vacuolar membrane.